Penicillium bovifimosum is the source of this 906-nucleotide messenger RNA. RefSeq lists its product as uncharacterized. The record is from RefSeq and is a predicted model, not a curated record. Bases 1 to 906 code for a protein of 301 amino acids. Lineage: Eukaryota; Fungi; Ascomycota; Eurotiomycetes; Eurotiales; Aspergillaceae. Gene Ontology annotation, molecular function: oxaloacetate transmembrane transporter activity; succinate transmembrane transporter activity; antiporter activity. Gene Ontology annotation, biological process: succinate transmembrane transport; oxaloacetate transport; malate transmembrane transport. The transcript has 5 exons.
AUGGCAGACAGCGGCAAGAUGUUGGAGGUUGCUCCUCACUCCCGGAUCGUGCCCGUUCAGACGCCCGCGCAGACAAAACCGAAGAAGGUGCAUUACCCGUUUUGGUUUGGAGGUUCGGCCUCAUGUUUUGCAGCGGCCGUGACGCAUCCGUUAGAUUUGGUAAAGGUCCGCUUACAGACGCGUGCGCCCGAUGCGCCGAAGACCAUGCUGGGGACAUUUGGACAUGUUGUGAAGAAUAAUGGCUUCACGGGGUUAUACAGUGGUUUGUCAGCUGCGAUGCUGCGCCAGAUUACAUACUCCACAACGCGAUUCGGUAUCUAUGAAGAAUUGAAAUCGCGCAUUUCCACGCCAGAGGCUGGCACACCAAGCAUGCUCACUCUGAUCGGCAUUGCCUCGGCCUCCGGAUUCAUCGGCGUCCGAUGCAGCGCUUCCCCCGCCCAGCGACGCAACUACCGCAACGCGCUCCACGGACUCGUGCAGAUGACCCGGACAGAGGGACUUGCUUCUCUCUUCCGCGGCGUCUGGCCCAACUCUACCCGCGCUAUUCUCAUGACUGCAUCCCAACUCGCUUCCUACGAUACCUUCAAGCGCAUGUGCAUUGAUAAGGUCGGUAUGGCCGAUAACCUCAGCACACACUUCACGGCCUCUUUCAUGGCUGGCUUCGUCGCUACCACCGUCUGCAGUCCCGUAGAUGUCAUCAAGACCCGUAUCAUGAGUGCUUCUCAUGCCGAGGGCAAGAGUCAGAGCAUUGUCAGUCUUCUGCGGGAUAUCUGCCGCAAGGAAGGUCUGGGAUGGACUUUCCGCGGCUGGGUGCCUAGCUUUAUCCGUCUCGGCCCCCACACUAUUGCCACCUUCCUCUUCCUCGAGGAGCACAAGAAGCUCUACCGUAAGCUCAAGGGCAUUUAA